AUGCUGAACCACUCCACCGCUCAAAUACUCUCUCUUUUCCGCUCAGAUGAAAUCCGCCGAGCUUCGCCGGACUUCGAUCACUGGACCUCACUCAUUUCGCAGAUAGAGAAUUCAUCUCCGGAUGACAUAGAGAAACUAUGCUCAGUGUAUGAUUCUUUUCUGGCCGAGUUUCCGUUGUGCCAUGGAUAUUGGAGAAGGUAUGCUGACCAUAAGAUGCGCCUAUGCUCCAUUGACAAAGUUGUUGAGGUCUUUGAACGAGCUGUGCAGGCUGCAACCUACUGCGUUCCGCUGUGGCUGGACUACUGUGUCUUCAGUAUCUCCUGCUUCGAAGAUCCAUCCGAUAUUCGCAGACUAUUUAAAAGAGGCAUGUCAUUUGUUGGGAAGGACUAUGCGUGCUAUACUUUGUGGGACAAGUACAUUGAAUUUGAGUAUUCUCAGCAGGAGUGGAGUUCGCUGGCUCAGAUUUACAUCCAAGCUCUUAGGUUCCCUACCAAGAAGUUGCAUGUUUACUAUGCAAGUUUGAAGAAGUUGGCUACCUUGUUUGAAGAGGAGAUGAAAAGCCAGAGUAAUUCUACUGUGGAUUUGCAUUUCGAAGCUGUAGUUGAUGGUGAAGUCCCCAGGUUUUUUGGAGAUGAUGAAAUUUCACUUGUAGUUAAAGACCUUCUAGAUCCAGCAAUUGGCCCAGGAAGGUCAAAAGCACUGCAAAGAUACAUAUAUAUCGGGGAACAGUUGUAUCAAAAAGCAUGCCAACUUGAUGAAAAGAUUGGUGCUUUUGAGAUUAAUAUAAAGAGGUCUUACUUCCAUGUGAAGGAGCUUGAUGCUGGUCAGUUGGAGAAUUGGCAUCGGUAUUUGGACUAUGUUGAGAUGCAAGGCGAUUUUGAUUGGGCGGUGAAGCUUUACGAGAGGUGUUUGAUUUCCUGUGCUAACUACCCUGAUUUUUGGAUGCGUUAUGUGGAUUUCAUGGAAAUCAAUGGAGGAAGAGAGAUUGCAAACUUUUCUCUUGACCGAGCAACCCAAAUAUUUGUGAAGAGAGUGUCGGUGAUUCAUCUCUUGAAUGCCAGGUUUAAGGAGCAAAUAGGAGAUAUGCUUGGUGCUCGUGCAGCUCUUCUUCAAUUUAAUGCAGAGUCAGAUACACAUUUUGUCAAGAAUGUUAUCUUAAAGGCUAACAUGGAAAAACGUACGGGAAAUUUCACAGCAGCUUCCACUAUAUUCAGGGAAGCUCUAGCAAUGGCUGCACAGAAGAAACAGUUGCAUACUCUUGCUAACUUAUAUGUUCAUUUCUCUCGGCUUACAUUCAUGAUGAGUGAUAGUGCAGAUGCUGCACGAGAUGUCUUGAUAGAUGGUAUCAAACAAUUGCCUCACUGCAAAGUACUUCUAGAGGAGUUGAUAAAGUUCACAAUGAUGAAUGGAGGGACGCAGCACGUAAAUAUGGUAGACUCUAUUGUAGCCCAUGCGAUAUCUCGGGAAUCUGGAGUAUGUGCUGGUCUGGAUGCAAAAGAUGCUGAGGAUAUUUCAAGCUUAUUUUUAGAGUUUGUUGACCUCUGUGGAACCAUCCAUGAAGUAAGAAAGGUGUGGACUCGGCAUGUACGAUUGUUCCCCUCUUCCCUUAGGACAACUUCCUUGGCUCAGCAGUCUGCCUUUAAUGUUUCUGAUCAGCAAGCUACAUUUACAAAGUCUUCACAUUUUCCUAGAGAAAAGGAGGAAACUUUUGUUGUGCCUCAGCAGCCAUCUAGAGAUUGUACUUCUGACUCCAUGAUUGAGCUCCCAUUAUAUGAUGAGGAAAUGUUAUUCCCAGAAAAUCAAAUUACAGAGUGUGGCCAGGAUCCCACACACCAGCUAUCAGACCAGACAUUGCCAUCAAAACAACCUGAAAAUCUACAGGAAAGAUUGCAGCUUACAUCUCUGGAAAUUUCAAAAGAGCAGUCCCCAGAUAAUGCACCAGAAGCAAAUAUGUCCUCCAUAGAAGAAGUGAAUGUGGUAUCACAGGAAGUAUCUGCUGAGGCCCCAGAUGCCCCUCUAGCAGAAGUGAAACAGGUAUCUACGGAAGUUUCUGAAGUGGCUACACAAAAUACCCAUAUAGCAGAAGUGAAAAAGGUAUCUCGGGAAGUUUCCAAGGAGGCCAGAGAAGACAUCCCUGAACCCAAGAUGUCAUCUGUAGAAUUUGGAUUUCAAGUUGCUGAAGGAAAUGAUUCGAUAGAAUCUUCACAAGCAAACACCAUGGGCAGCAAUGUUGAUCAGGAGUGUGACUAUAAGAGUGAACAAGACCCAAAGCCACUGUCUUUGGAAAGGCUUUCUUUGAAUUCCCAGGAAAAUACAAAUUUGGAUCUAAUACCCUCCACUUGUCCCAAGUCUGAAGCUUCUCCAGGAACCUACACUUCAAACGGAAAGAAGCUAGAAAGUAAUCAAGAGACUUAUAUGCACAGCCCAAGAAAUUCAAGAUUGUCAGAAUCAGCUGGAAAUGAAGCAGCUAGUGGUAUGCCUAUCCCUGUGUUUUCUCAGCCACAUGCAAAUAGUUAUGGAGACAGGAGUCAAACUAAUCGUUCUGAUAAAGUUGGUAAAGAGUCAAACUUUGGGUUUCGAAUGCAGUUACAAAGAAAAUCACUUCCACAGCAGCGUGUUCCUCCACAGAAAUACCUGCGAACUGAAGCCGGUAAUCCAAUGCCUGCAAGUCAAGGUCACACUUCUAUAUUUGCACCUUCGCAAAACCAGCAAAUUCAGCAAGGCAGCCAGCAGGCUCAGCAUCACAAUCAGUAUCAGGUUGCAAGUGCUCAUGCUAAUUUAACAGCACCUAAUUCCGGGCCUAUACCUAAUGUACAAGCCGCCAAUGAUGCCUCUUCAUCUCAGCCCCCAUUGCCUGUCCAACCUGUUGCUCCACAGAUGCCUCAGUCAUCAGUAUUAGGCAAUGGGCAGUACGCAACGCAGAAUACCUAUUAUCAGAUGUGGCAAUAUUAUUACUACCAGCAACAGCAAUCCCUUCUGCAACAACAGCAGCAGCAUCCGCAGCAGCAGCAGCAUCCGCAGCAGCAGCAGCAGUUGUUAUUACAACAGUAUCAACAGCAGCAACUUCAACAAUAUUAUGUUCAGAUGCAACAGCAGCAACUUCUUUUCCAACAACAGCAGCAAUUUCAACCAACACAGCAACAAGUUCCUUUGCAACAACAGCAACAACUUCCUUUGCAACAACAGCAGCAAUCUCAAGUACUAAAGCAGCUUCCGUUGCAAGAACAGCAGCAGCUUCAACAACUACAGCAACAACUUCAGCAAUUUCAGCAACCACUUCCUAUGCCACAGCAACAACAGUUUUUAUUGCAACAACAAUACAAUCAGCAAUUGCAGUUACAACAACAGCAUCCAUUCUACAUGCAGAAGCAUCAACAGCCAGUCCAACAACAAUCACAUCUACAGGAACAACAUCAAAUCAGUCGGUCAUCAAUUCAGCAAAACUACUCCCACCAUCAGGAUCAAGCAGGUGUAGUACAAAAUUCAGAUGUGCACGGUGGGACAGUAUCCUCCUUAUCUCCUCACUCCCCAGUAGAAUCUCCGCAGAAGUGAAGGCAGUUGCAAUUUGCUUUAUGUCUUCUUUCGGAGAGUUGCAAUCUCUACUCGAAUGCGGUUCAUGUACAAAAGUAAAUCUUAAAACUGGGGCUUGAUAUAUAUAUUCCCGCCUUCUAUUUUAUUUAAAUUGUAAUCUUAAUGUCAUUGCCAUUCCGACCAUGGACGAGCCAGGGCUCUGCUCCAUAAUUCGAUCUUCGAUUGCCACCAGGCCGACUAGUAUCUAUUACCGUUCGUAAAUACUCUACUUCACC
This is a messenger RNA of Fragaria vesca subsp. vesca, 3806 nucleotides long. RefSeq lists its product as uncharacterized. Gene Ontology annotation, molecular function: protein binding. The transcript is spliced from 11 exons. The record is from RefSeq and is a predicted model, not a curated record. NCBI's taxonomy places the organism in Eukaryota, Viridiplantae, Streptophyta, Magnoliopsida, Rosales, Rosaceae. Gene Ontology annotation, biological process: mRNA 5'-splice site recognition; RNA processing. Gene Ontology annotation, cellular component: U2-type prespliceosome; U1 snRNP; commitment complex. The coding region runs from base 1 to 3552 and encodes 1183 amino acids.